Pararge aegeria (speckled wood butterfly) is the source of this 2498-nucleotide messenger RNA. It is a transcript of the gene Tsr1, whose product is annotated as pre-rRNA-processing protein TSR1 homolog. Lineage: Eukaryota; Metazoa; Arthropoda; Insecta; Lepidoptera; Nymphalidae. Bases 99 to 2459 code for a protein of 786 amino acids. The transcript has 9 exons. Gene Ontology annotation, molecular function: GTP binding; GTPase activity; U3 snoRNA binding. Gene Ontology annotation, biological process: endonucleolytic cleavage of tricistronic rRNA transcript (SSU-rRNA, 5.8S rRNA, LSU-rRNA); ribosome biogenesis; maturation of SSU-rRNA from tricistronic rRNA transcript (SSU-rRNA, 5.8S rRNA, LSU-rRNA). Gene Ontology annotation, cellular component: nucleus; preribosome, small subunit precursor. The record is from RefSeq and is a predicted model, not a curated record.
UUGUAGGAUUUAAAAUAGACCCAUGUGUGUUUUAUUUGAAAAUAUUAACUUUUUUUGCCUAAUUUUCUUUAUGAACUCCCUUGAUAUUAUAAUUUAAAAUGCAGCAGCCACAUCGCGCCGGAAAUCUCAAGCAGAGUAACAAAUCACACAAGUCCCGUCAUCGAUCGAAAAGGGGAAUUUCGGCAGCGGUUAAAGGUAAAGUAGUUAAGGAGUUUGUGCGUCGCAAUCGUCAUAUACUAAAGAAGGAGGAAAGGCGUCACCAAGCAUUACAAAUACGUAAAAAUAAACGCGAUGAAGUACUCGCUAAGAAACGUGGACUAGGCGGUAAUCGUAAUCCACCUUUUCUUGUUUGUCUUGUGCCACUGAACGCACAGCUAGAUGUCCAAUCUGCACUGGUUAUCUUGAAGACUUGUUCUGAAGGUGCAAUUGUCAGUCAAUCUCCAAAUGGCAUCCUACAUGUUGGGUUACCAAACUUCAAGCAGCGAUUUUCAUUCAUCUGUCCUGAAAUACACAAUGACUUCAGUCUCAUAGAUGCACUUAAAAUUGCUGAUACAGUAUUAUUCAUCAGUUCAGCCCUUGAUGAGCCAGUGGAUGAGUGGGGUGAGAAGGCUCUAGCUUUGUCUAUGGCCCAAGGAAUGCCUACCCCAGUUGUUGUAGCCAUGGAUAUAGAAGGUGUCCACCCUAAAAAGAGGACAACUGAAAAGCAAAAUGUACAAAAACUAAUAUCUAAAUGGUUGCCAGAAGAAAAGAUUAUGCAACUAGACAAAAGCUCAGAUGGCUUAAAUGUGUUACGUCGAAUAGGUAAUCAGAAACAAAAUGUAAUACAUCACAGAGAAAAAAGACCUUAUAUGCUUGCAGAAGAGGUUGAUUACAUACCUGAUGCAGAAGGUGACUGUGGUACAUUGAAAUUAAGUGGCUACUUACGCGGCAUGCCAUUAAAUGUGAAUGGUUUGAUUCAUAUAACUGGUUUGGGAGAUUUUCAGAUGUCUAGAAUUGAUGGGUUAGAUGAUCCCCAUCCAUUAAAUACAGGCAAAGAAAAUACAAAGAGUGAUACAAUGGAUGCAGAGAUUACUCAAGUAUCAGUCUUACAAGUAGCUGACCCAGCAAAGCAAGAGUCUUUAGUUACUGAGAAUGUUCCAGAUCCCAUGGAUGCAGAACAGACUUGGCCAACAGAGGACGAAAUUAAGGAAGCCAAUAUGGACACGAAGAAAAAGGUUAAAAAGGUUCCCAAAGGCUGGUCAGACUAUCAAGCAGCUUGGAUAGUUGAGUCAGAUGCUGAAGGCGACGGUGAUGGUUCUGAUCAGGAGAGUGAAGAAAGUGACGAUGAUAAAGAAGAAUUCAUGUCCUGUGAGGAAGAUGACUCAGAUCCAGAGGUGGAUGGAGAAGAUAAUGAUUUUGAAUCAGUUGCUGAUUCAGAAAUGGGACCUACGGAUGAGAAAUAUGAUGCAACUAUUGAUUCUUAUGAAGAACAUGAGAUGCUUAAGAAACUUGCUGCAGCUAGGGAAGAUCAACAAUUCCCUGAUGAAGUUGAUACUCCACAGGAUUUUCCAGCAAGGGAAAGAUUUAUGAGGUUCAGGGGGUUGGAGUCCUUUAGGACAUCAGCUUGGGAUCCGAAGGAGAAUCUUCCUAUUGAUUAUGCAAGGAUAUUUCAGUUUGAGAAUUAUGAACGGACAAGGAAGAGGGUUUUCAAGGAACUUGAGGAUAGUUUAAUAAAUAUGUAUGGAUUUUACAUAACAGUACAUGUUAAAGGGGUACGCCAAGACGUAUGGAAGGCGUACCACAAUGCCAAUGCAAAUGCUCCAAUGUCAUUAUUUGGUCUGUUACCACAUGAACACAAAAUGUCUUUGAUGAAUGUUGUGUUGAAACGGACUGGUGUAAGCGAUGAACCUAUUAAAAGUAAAGAAAGAUUGAUCUUCCAAGUAGGAUACAGGAGAUUUAUUGUGAAUCCCAUAUUUAGUCAGCAUACAAAUGGAAGUAAACACAAGUAUGAGAGAUUCUUCCAACCCGGUUCAACAUGUGUUGCUACCUUCUUUGCACCUAUACAGUUCAGUCCGUCAACAGUUUUAUGUUUUAAGGAGAAGAAGAACACAAAACUGCAGUUGGUUGCAUCGGGAGUGCUACAGUCUUGCAACCCCGAUAGAUUAGUUAUUAAAAGGAUAGUGCUUUCUGGACAUCCUUAUAAGGUCAACAAGAAAUCUGCAGUCAUAAGAUUCAUGUUCUUUAAUAGAGAUGACGUUGUAUACUUCAAACCGUGCAAGCUAAGAACUAAGUAUGGCCGAACUGGACACAUAAAGGAACCUUUAGGUACGCACGGUCACAUGAAGUGCGUUUUCGAUGGACAGCUGAAAUCCCAAGACACAGUGCUUCUCAACCUCUACAAGCGGAUGUUCCCCAAAUGGACGUACGAAGACUGCAUUGUUACUGACAGAGAUCGUAAAGGAAGCGACGUGAUGGAGUGAUCUUAUAUAAAAUAAAUAAAAUUACUUAUGUAUACACAA